AUGAUCCAGGUUGGCUCCCGGAGCGCAAUGUUUUCUCCUCUGUACAUCAACACGGCGUCGACUCCGAACGAAUUAGAACCCGACGGACCGAGAACUUUUAGUCCGGUGUCACCACAGAUGAUUUAUGAAAGUUUAAGAAAACUGUCUGUUUGGAGGCAGUAUAUCAUGACUGGUGACUUGAUGGAUUACAUAAGGCGUAACUAUCCAGUAAAUCCAGUAGAGGCAGAGUUAUACCCUGAAUUGAAAGAGAAGUUGAGAGUGGCGACCAUAGCUGGUAUCGUAAUAGAGCCAUAUGAAGAUAACUGGUGCCUGACUUGUGCUUUAAAAGAUCGUCAGUUAUCUCCCAACCACGUCUCGUUAUUUUGGGAAGCCUACCUUGAUAAUAUGAAUCCCUUAAGAUGCAGAAAGCUUCAGGCUAAGGAAGUAGACAGUGCAGGUACUGAGGAACCACCGGCAAAAGGCAACGAUCGUAUAAUAAUUUAA
Messenger RNA from Arctia plantaginis, 483 nucleotides. The record is from the annotation of a GenBank genome assembly. Lineage: Eukaryota; Metazoa; Arthropoda; Insecta; Lepidoptera; Erebidae.